CAACCAAGCAGUGCGUCACACAUGGCCAGACCAGCUAGGAUCCCCUUCCACAAAAUCAAUCAGGUAUCACAAAUCAGUCGCUCAAAUAAUAUUUACUCUCCAUGGGAAUCACACAUUGAAUCCCGUCCCUGCGUUUUGAUUUCUUUGCUCUAUCCAAUUGUAUCCAAAAGUGUUUCACUCUGCAGAUACGAUUUGUAUUUUUCUUUGAGUCGCUUUUAAAAUAAUCUACAUUAAUUGUUUCUUUUUCAUGAAACAGAUUUGCAAUAGUUUCGAAGUUUUGUUAGAAUAUAGCGAGAGCGCCUCAACAUCAUCAUUAGAGUCCUAAAGCGAAGCUUUAUGGCUAUUGGAUAACGCAGACCUGCAGCUGUCUUCAAAGUUCGAUUUCGGACGUGCGGUUACCUCGUCUGUAGGAAAAAAAUGAAAUCUGCUGAAGAGGACAGGAGCUCUGGCGACUGCAUGCUGUCUGAGACUGGACUGGUCUUAAGAGCUGACUAGUAAGAUUACUCAGAUGCAUACAGCCACACCCCCAACAUCAGUCUCUCCCUGGGCAAAUCCUGCCUGCCCUCCCAGUACCACAGUCUCCAGUCUGGCCCCACCAUCUCAGUGUCCAUCAGCCAGCCUCCCAGCUACAGUGCCCAGUACGACAUGAGGACAGUGGGUUACUACUCAUCCCGUAGCAUCCAUCCAACCGAGGGCCCGGUCCUCGAGAGCCCUCGUAUUGAGAUCACAGCCUAUGGGCAGUUUCCUGAGGAGGAGGUGGAAGAGAGCAACAACCUUCCUGUACCUAAACGGGUCAACUCCAUUGUGACCCUGACGUUGCCCAACGCAGAUGGCUACCGUGACCCCAGCUGCCUCAGCCCGGCCAGCAGUGUGUCGUCACGCAGCUGUCACUCCGAGGCCUCGUCCUACGAGUCGAACUUCUCCUACAACUACGAAAACUCACCCCAGAACUCACCCUGGCAGUCGCCCUGCGUCUCGCCCAAGGGCUCCUCCUCUCUCGCCCUGCCGGGUGAAGCUUGCACCCAUGCGGGCUCCUCACAUAACUCCCCCUCUACCUCCCCCCUUUCUAGUGUCAUGGAUGACAGCUGGGUGGGCCAGCGAGGCUCCAGGCCCAACUCCCCUUGUGGUGGGAAGAGAAAAUACAGCUUCAACAGAACCACAACCUCCAAGCCCCCCUACUCCCCCAACCACUCCCCUGGGCCUUCCCCUCACAUCUCCCCACGCCUCAGUGUCACAGAUGAGUCCUGGAUGCCUAACAACACCAACCAGUACACCAACUCAGCCAUAGUUGAAGCCAUCAAUGCUCUGACCACAGACGGUGUGGCAGACCUGGGUGAGGGCAUCCCUCUGAAGGCCCGGAAGACCAGCCUGGAGCCUGGGGCAGUUUGCCUGAAGGUCGAGCCUGGACGAGAGGAGCUCAGCCCUGGGGAGCUUUGUCAGGAUGAGUACUCCUCCUCCUGCCUGCCCUUAAAGAAGGAGAACUACUGUGGGGGGUUACUGGAUGUGCCAUCGCACCCAUACUCAUGGUCCAAGCCAAAGCAAUAUGUCAGCCCAUCUCUGCCAGCCCUUGACUGGCAGCUGCCAUCCAGCUCCGGGCCAUACAGCUUGCAGAUCGAGGUGCAGCCCAAAUCUCACCACCGUGCCCACUACGAGACUGAAGGGAGCAGAGGGGCAGUCAAGGCUCUGGCAGGAGGACACCCUGUGGUGCAGCUCCACGGCUACAUGGAGACCGAGCCCCUGAUCUUGCAGCUAUUCAUUGGAACGGCAGACGAUCGUCUCUUGCGGCCCCAUGCCUUCUACCAGGUCCACCGCAUCACUGGCAAGACUGUCUCCACCCCCAGCCAUGAGACCCUGCAGUCUAACACCAAGGUGCUGGAGAUUCCACUACUGCCCGAGAACAACAUGCGCGCCAUAAUUGACUGCUCCGGCAUCCUGAAACUUCGCAACUCGGACAUCGAGCUGCGGAAGGGCGAGACAGACAUCGGGCGUAAAAACACACGUGUGAGGAUGGUGUUCCGGGUUCACAUCAACCAAUCCACAGGAAGAACAUUGUCCCUGCAGACUGCAUCCAACCCCAUGGAGUGCUCCCAGAGAUCAGCCCAGGAGUUGCCCCUAGUGGAUAAGCAGACUCUGCAGACGUGCCCUGCUGCUGGGGGAGAGAAGAUGCUCCUCAGCGGACACAACUUUCAGCACGACUCCAAAGUGGUGUUCCUGGAGAAAGCCCAAGAUGGUCAUCACCUAUGGGAGACAGAGGCCAAGGUUGACAAGGACUCCUCCAAAUCUACAUCUCUUCACAUUGAAAUCCCUCCUUAUCGGAACCAGAGGAUAUCCAGUCCUGUUCAGGUGAACUUCUAUGUGUGCAAUGGCAAGAGGAAAAGGAGCCAGUACCAGGGAUUCACCUAUGUGCCUGCCAAUGUUCCAAUGAUAAAAAUGGAGCCACAUGAUGACUGCGACCCCCCUCAGGUGUGUCCCAAGCAUUGCCCUGGCCUGGCGCUACACCCCAAGCCCUACUACACUCCACAGGUGAUGACCUCCAUGAUACCCACAGAACUCCGGCCGUGCAUGGGGGGUGCCUACCCCGCUUGCCAACAGAGACUGGGAGGGAAGCCUUCCUCACUGUCCUGCUCAUCCUCCCCCAGCACCAGUCCCAAACUGCAUGACCUGUCACCCACCACACCCUUCUCCAUGUGCCUGUCAGCAGGCCCAUCCCAGUCUUCGAUCCCACAUGUCUCCAUUAUCCAGGAGACUCCUGGACGCUACCAGCCACAAUCUGUUCUCUACCCACCCAGUAGUGCCUCAUCCUCCCCAGGUUCGCAGCCCUCCACCCCUGGCACCAGCGGCCCAGAAGCCCCAUUCUCCCCCACCCACUGCCUGACGCCGCCCCAGCCCAUCAGUGGCAGCUCUAGCCCAGUGACCGAACAGUUAUCCAAAGUGCCAGAGAGAGGCGGCCGCUCGUCGAGCCCCAUGCUGGCUAUCAACAUCAAACAGGAGCCACAGGAACUGGACCAGAUGUACCUAGAUGAUGGUGCACAAUCGAGAGCAUCCUGUCGGGCGGUAUCACCGCCUGGUACAGCAACUGCACUGCCCACAACCACAGGGCUCUCCAGAGGGUGGUGUGGUCUGCACAAUGCAUCACCGAGGGCAAACUACCUGCCCUCCAGGGCACCUCCAACACCCGAUGUCACAGGAAGGCAAAAAAGAUCAUCAAAGACAAUAACCACCUGAGCCACUACAUGUUCACACCGCUUCCAUCCAGAAGUUAAUGAGAUCAUCAGGAACGAUCUCUCAAGCAUCUCCGUCCACAGUCUUGCAUAACACCACUUUCAUUAUGGACACAGAAGGACUGAGGGGGAAGAAAGAGGAAAAUACCAUACCAAUAAUUUUUAUAACAUCUGCAUGCAGUCUGCCCAAAAAACAACUAUGUGGAACAUACAAGAGAUUCAGCAUCCUGAAGAUCAGAAUCCAAUGUGUGCCUUUCAGAAGGUUCCAUUUCAGAGGAUUUUCCAAUGUACAGAAAUGGAAAAUUAAAUUAAAUGGCUGACCUCUUCGAAAAAAAUGUAUGUAGCACCACCCCUUCCAGGCUCAAUCCCAAGAAGUAUGCUUUUCAGUUGAUCAAGGAGUGUUUUUUAACUUCUGUCUGCAGAUAUUGUAAAUUAUUGAAUGCCUAAGUGUUUGUUUUGUGUACAGAUCUUCAGAUUGCAUUCUUGGCUUUACAAUGAGAUAAUUUCAAACAAAAGAAGUGCCUUUGACUGGAAAUAAAUAAGAGUAUAGGGAAACUAACCAAAUUCGAGGUCACGUUUUUUCAUUCAUGGUGAGAAUUAAACACUUGUUCACACUCACCACUGAUAGCUUUACAUGCAUGUUACAUUUGACUUUUGAUCUGUUUUGUACCGCUUUGUAAUUUUGUGACUUGAGUCAUCUCUUCAAGUGGCCUAAGGACUGAGAAAUCGCAUCUACAUUGAGUCCUUGAGUAUAGUGAAUUAAAAGAACAUUCCUUGAAAAAACAGAGACCUCAAUCUGUGCAGGUGUAUAUAUAUAUUUUUUUAACUAUGAAAGAUAGAUAUUCAACCAAGCUAGUGCCUUUUGGAAAGCCACAAUUUCAUCUAAAGUACCAGUGCUGCCUCUGUCCUGUUAGAACAAUGGAAUGUUUGCAUUUCAUAUUCUUGAUUAGCUAAUGGUCAGUUUGUGAUCGUAACACUGUUGCUUACAGGCUAAUGCUUGAUUUGCAGAUGCUUCAUAUGGUUGCCAUAUUCUAAUUAAAAUGUAUUGCCUUUACAUAGUUGUUACAUAGUUGUGUAGUUCUUAUCUGCAAGAUACUAAGGGAAAGAAUUAUGCUUGAAAAAUAAGUGAAUGGGAAAGAGCAACUGCAGCAGGUUUUCUCCACCCUGAAACUCGGUUUUGUUAGGUUUGUUUUGCUUGUACAGACAGUGGGGGGAGCUGAUAAUACGUACAUUAGCAAUAAUUAUUUCAUUGAUAUGAACGGAAGGAAUCAUCACACUUUGGUUAAAUUGUCAAUUAAAUUGUCAAUAAAAUAAUACCUGCAAUAUGCAGGUAUAGCAGGUAUAGCGUUUAUCUCUCAAAGAAUUUAUGCAUUUAAGAUUGUAAUAGGAAAAGCUUUGUCUCUUCUGCACAACUAUUUAAUCCAAAGAAUAGGUAACAAUUGUGAAAAACAAUAUAUUCUCAUGUUGGAGAUCAAAAACCUCCAAGAUGAAUGUAUGUAUUUAUUCUUAUAGAAUGUACUCUUUAUUCAAGUGUUUCAUGUUGCUCCUCAUAUUACCAAAUGGUUAACUGUAUAAUACACUACAAUACCAAUAUUCUGUUGUAGAAUGCACUAUAGCUAGACUGGAUACAUUACACUUUUUUUUUUUUGCUUUAUACUUCCAGCUUUGAUUGUAUCUUUAGCUAGCACAAGUUCCCUUAUUAGAACUGCAUAUGUUUAUGUGUAUUUAUUUUAAGUCUUAAUCCACAAACUUAAAAGCCAUAGAGCCAUGUUUACUGAAAAAUGUAUUAUAUUAUUCAGAUAUGUAGAUGAAUUGUUCAAAGCUUUUUUUUGUGGGCUCCUAUUCUGCUUCAU
Oncorhynchus keta (chum salmon) is the source of this 5074-nucleotide messenger RNA. RefSeq names its product nuclear factor of activated T-cells, cytoplasmic 1-like. The coding region runs from base 646 to 3225 and encodes 859 amino acids. Lineage: Eukaryota; Metazoa; Chordata; Actinopteri; Salmoniformes; Salmonidae. The transcript is spliced from 12 exons. Gene Ontology annotation, molecular function: RNA polymerase II cis-regulatory region sequence-specific DNA binding; DNA-binding transcription factor activity, RNA polymerase II-specific; transcription factor binding. Gene Ontology annotation, biological process: cytokine production; calcineurin-NFAT signaling cascade; regulation of transcription by RNA polymerase II. The record is from RefSeq and is a predicted model, not a curated record. Gene Ontology annotation, cellular component: transcription regulator complex.